Messenger RNA from Colossoma macropomum (tambaqui), 673 nucleotides. RefSeq names its product ferredoxin 1b (gene fdx1b). The transcript is spliced from 4 exons. The coding region runs from base 95 to 580 and encodes 161 amino acids. Gene Ontology annotation, cellular component: mitochondrion. The record is from RefSeq and is a predicted model, not a curated record. Lineage: Eukaryota; Metazoa; Chordata; Actinopteri; Characiformes; Serrasalmidae. Gene Ontology annotation, biological process: positive regulation of oxidoreductase activity; P450-containing electron transport chain. Gene Ontology annotation, molecular function: 2 iron, 2 sulfur cluster binding.
UUUCUGGUCCAUAGACGCGAGCAGCCGUCCACUUAUGUCCAUUACUCUGAAGGACAGAUAACUGCACCUUUCUCUCUUUUCUUAUUCUUCCAGCAUGGCUCUGCGUGUCUGCUUGAGGCCGCUGCUCUCGGCAAAUGGACUCCGCUUGACGGGUGAAACUAUUAGCGUCCGUCUCCGGCCCUUCAGCAAACUGCCUGAACUCCACAGCAGCAGUUCCUCAGGCUGUAAGGUGCUGUUACACUUUGUGAAUCAGUCCGGAAUGAAGAUGAGUGUCAGUGCGACUGAAGGAGAAUCCCUGCUGGAUGUGGUCGUCAACAAAAACCUGCAAAUCGACGGCUUCGGUGCGUGUGAGGGAACGUUGGCGUGUUCCACCUGUCACCUGAUCUUCGAGGACAGUGUUUACGAGAAGAUGGAGCCGUUGGCAGAUGAGGAGAUGGACAUGCUGGACCUGGCCUAUGGACUGACCAAAACGUCUCGGCUGGGCUGCCAGGUGACCGUGGAGCGCUGGAUGGACGGAAUGACGGUCCGAGUGCCGCAAGAGGUCAAAGACCAACGAGAGAAACAGGAGGCCGAGAUCUAGCAGCGACGCAAAUGAACGCUCAGGGAGAACCGAGUCACAUUAGCCAUGUUUGUGAUCUUAAAACUUUCUCCUUGCAGAAGUUUGUAAAAGUGU